AUGGUUCCUUCAAGCACAGGCUGGAAGGGCAAUCAAGUCUCUACACUAUUUCAAACCUUCCCUUUUCCAAGUGGCCCUUCCCGCCAAAGGAGUCUCAAAAAGGCGACCUGUUGUAGUAGCCUCCAAGCUGCGGUCACAGCCGCUGCCCCACGUCUCCUGGGGAGUUCGGUCGCCGCCUCGACUCCUCGGGCCAUCCUUCUUCCCCGCGUCUACGAGCACCCCCCGGGUUCUGCCGAAAGCGCUCGCCCAAUCUCCCCUUCACUCUCUUUUCAAGUUCAGCUCAGGUACAGUGUGACAGUUACAGCGCCCGGGAGCUGGCAGGCGCCGCCGCUGCCGCGGCAGCAGCAUCUGCUUCCGCGCGGAACGCGCCUCUCCCGCGGUACAUACCUGGCAAAGUGCGCGCCGGGGCUGAGUUGCAUAGAGACUUUCUCCUCGUCGUGCACCCGGAAAGGGCUCCCGAGAAAGCAGCUCGCGAGCAGCCUAACCCGACGCGCCGAUGGGAGCAUAAAUAAAGCUCAAGCGAGCUCUUCUUCCCCUUCCCCCAUCCCUCCGUGCCUCCCUCCUCCUUUUCACCUUCCAAAAGCCAGGCGCAGGCGAGCCGAGCAGCAGCAACAAGUUCAAAAGGUUAUGAAAGGCGUCUCCUGCCUUUCCCUCGGCUUGACCUUUCUCCGCCCCCGCCCCCUCGGGCUCCUCUCGCUCCACCCCAGCCACCCACCAGCCCCGGCGCAAAAAUGUCACCGAGGGAGAGCGUCCAGGUGGAUCUGCUGGGGAGGAGAGCGGAGCCUCGUUGAACAAAGGAAAGCUUCACGCGCUCGGCUGCGGUGGUUUGGUGGAGGAGAGGAGCAAGGGGACCGACGCCUUGCUUCUGCCUGCCUGGGUCCCGGUUCAAGGCGAGCGAGCGUGGGAAAAAAAAAGAGAGAGAGAAGCUGGGAAGGAGAGUGAGCAGAGCGGAACGCGCAGGAAUUGGCUGUCUUCUGAGGGCUACUGGGUAGCAAGACCUGCAAAGCCCCGCGGCGGAAUUUUUAAGUGCUUUUCCCCUCUUUCUCUUUAUUUGUUCACACCAGACGUUAACGUUGCAGGAGUUAAUAUGUCAUCUGUCCAACUUGCUGAAAAGUCAGACAGUCACCUCGGUCCAGGUCUCGCCACAACUCCUUUUCCCGUCCUUUGCAAAUGACAGGAAGGAUUUAGAACCCUUUUCUAAAUGUCAGCGUCAAAGGACAUGCGUCUCCGCGAGUUUGCGUCCCCUUCAUUCUCUCUGCGCCUCUCUGAGUACAGAUCUGAAAUGGUUAAAGUAGUUAAAGCUGUCCCUGUGAGGGGUAGGUGAUGUGAGAGACUAGGAAAUUGUCGCGGCCAAGCGUUGUGUUUUUCGUGUACCCCGCCCCCCAGUCAUUUAGGCAUCUUCCUUAAAACCAAACAUAUAACAUUUACAACCACUAGGUGGCGGGAAUGGCGAGAAGUUAAACCCACACCUCAGGUUUGGACGCUUUAGAAAGGUGAAGAAUCAAAAUGAACUGACCCAACAGCGCAUCAGAUCACGUUGAUAUCCUCAAAUCCACCCACCACCCACCUUUUUAAUAUUUCUAGGAGAUACACUACUCACGUCUGCCCUGAAUUUUGAUGGAUAUGGGAUGGAAUGUGGAGAGUUUCAGUUGAAAUGCCUUUCAAAAUUAAAGCUAGAUUAACUGAGUAAUAACAAUAAUAAAAGUGUUUGGAAACAGUGAAGCUUCAUACAUGUUGAUAAGGAGAGACGCCCACUUUCUGCCUGAAAAUUACCUUUUCGAGAUUUGGUUUGACUGUUCUUGAUUUGCAAAAUAAGUAAUUGGACUGUGAUGUAUAGUCUUAAAUUGAAUCAACUUUCAAGCCCCGGAGAUCUUAGGCAUGAUGUCUCAAUCUUGAAAUUUUGAAAUAGAAUACCUCAAAGAAAAGUUGUGAACUAAACAACAGAGUCUAUAGAAAAUCACCAGAGAAGAAGAAAA
This is a messenger RNA of Bubalus bubalis (water buffalo), 1976 nucleotides long. RefSeq lists its product as uncharacterized. Bases 1 to 942 code for a protein of 313 amino acids. NCBI's taxonomy places the organism in Eukaryota, Metazoa, Chordata, Mammalia, Artiodactyla, Bovidae. The transcript has 4 exons. The record is from RefSeq and is a predicted model, not a curated record.